AUGAUCUCCUUACCAGAAAUACAAUCCUCAAACACCCAAAUCGCCAAUCUGCCAGGUCUAAUCGCAGUCUUUAUAGGCGCAACUAACGGCAUCGGCGAAGCAACCCUAAAAGAAUUCGCCCGUUCAGCCAAGUCUCCGCGCGCAUACUUCGUUGGCCGUUCGCAAGAUGCUGGAAAUCGGAUCACGGCCGAAUGCCGACAGAUAAACCCAAAGGGCGAAUAUAUCUUCAUCAAGGCGGAUUUGAGUCUUGUUCGGAACGUUGAUGAUGUAUGCCGACAAAUUCAAAGGAAAGAGAAGACGAUCAAUUUGCUUUUCCUGAGUUGUGGGGGUCCGAGGUCUGGGUUUGAUACACCUGAAGGUCUGCAUAUCAUGCUUGCGACACAAUAUUACGCGCGCAUCAGAUUCACGAUGAACCUUCUUCCACAACUCAAGGCUGCGACUGGUCUCAGGCGUGUUGUUAGUGUGUUAGCGGGCGGAUAUGAAGGACAGAUCUACGAGAACGAUUUCCAAGCGAGGAAUAUGAAUCUCUUGAGUUUACGCGGGCAUGUCGUUUCGAUGACCGAUAUGGCAUUUGAGAAUCUAGCAGCGCAAGCGCCAGAAGUCAGCUUUAUCAAUGACUAUCCCGGCGCCGUUAAGACGGGCCUUCAUCGAGAAGCUGAGGGUUUCUUGAUGACGCUUUUGGUUUGGGUUUUGGCGGUCAUUGGGCCUUUGUUUUAUAUUCCGAUUCAGGAGUCUGGGGAGAGGCAUUUGUUUUUCGCGACCAGUGCUAAGUAUCCGGCGCGUUUGGGAGAGGAUGGGUUUGGGGUUCCUUUAGGCAAAGAAAUUGAGGUUGCCAAUGGGCUUGAUGGGAAGGUUGGGAGUGGUGUUUAUAGUGUCCAUUGGUCUGGCGUCGAUUCUGGAGAGAAGGUUGUUAGGCUGUUGGAGUUGUUGAGGGGACAGGGAAUGGUGAGGAAGGUUUGGGAGCAUACUGUUGGUGAGUUUGAGCGGAUUACGGGCGAGGUGGAGGCUAGGUGA
Molecule: messenger RNA, 1014 nt
Organism: Penicillium antarcticum
Lineage: Eukaryota; Fungi; Ascomycota; Eurotiomycetes; Eurotiales; Aspergillaceae
Exons: 2
Coding region: 1-1014 (337 amino acids)
Biological process (GO): secondary metabolic process
Source: RefSeq, a predicted model, not a curated record